CCCUUGACUCCUCUCCGAGGCACCAUGCUGACCCGCCUGUUCAGCGAGCCCGGUCUCCUCUCGGACGUGCCCAAGUUCGCCAGCUGGGGCGACGGCGACGACGACGAACCGAGGAGCGACAAGGGCGACGCGCCGCCGCCGCCGCCGCCUCCGCCGGGGCCCGGGGCUCCGGGGCCAGCACGGGCCUCUAAGCCAGUCCCUCUUCGUGCAGACGAGGUGCCGGAGGCCGCGCUGGCCGAGGUCAAGGAGGAAGGCGAGCUGGGGGGCGAGGAGGAGGAGGAAGAGGAGGAGGAGGAAGGGCUGGACGAGGCAGAGGGCGAGCGGCCCAAGAAACGCGGGCCCAAGAAGCGCAAGAUGACCAAGGCGCGCCUGGAGCGCUCCAAGCUGCGGCGGCAGAAGGCGAACGCGCGGGAGCGCAACCGCAUGCACGACCUGAACGCGGCGCUGGACAACCUGCGGAAGGUGGUGCCCUGCUACUCCAAGACCCAGAAGCUGUCCAAGAUCGAGACGCUGCGCCUAGCCAAGAACUACAUCUGGGCGCUCUCGGAGAUCCUGCGCUCCGGCAAGCGGCCCGACCUGGUGUCCUACGUGCAGACGCUGUGCAAGGGUCUAUCGCAGCCCACCACCAACCUGGUGGCCGGCUGCCUGCAGCUCAACUCGCGCAACUUCCUCACGGAGCAGGGCGCCGACGGCACCGGCCGCUUCCACGGCUCUGGUGGCCCAUUUGCCAUGCACCCCUACCCGUACCCGUGCUCGCGCCUGGCGGGCGCACAGUGCCAGGCGGCGGGCGGCCUGGGCGGCGGCGCGGCGCACGCCCUGCGGACCCACGGCUACUGCGCCGCCUACGAGACGCUGUAUGCCGCGGCGGGCGGCGGCGGCGCGAGCCCGGACUAUAACAGCUCCGAGUACGAGGGCCCGCUCAGCCCCCCGCUCUGUCUCAACGGCAACUUCUCACUCAAGCAGGACUCGUCGCCCGACCACGAGAAAAGCUACCAUUAUUCUAUGCACUACUCGGCGCUGCCCGGCUCGCGGCCCACGGGCCACGGGCUGGUCUUUGGCUCGUCGGCUGUGCGCGGGGGCGUCCACUCGGAGAAUCUCUUGUCUUACGAUAUGCACCUUCACCACGACCGGGGCCCCAUGUACGAGGAGCUCAAUGCGUUUUUCCAUAACUGAGACCUCGCGCCUGCCCCUUUCUUUUUCUUUUGCCUUUGCCCG
Prionailurus viverrinus (fishing cat) is the source of this 1215-nucleotide messenger RNA. RefSeq names its product neuronal differentiation 2 (gene NEUROD2). Bases 25 to 1173 code for a protein of 382 amino acids. NCBI's taxonomy places the organism in Eukaryota, Metazoa, Chordata, Mammalia, Carnivora, Felidae. The record is from RefSeq and is a predicted model, not a curated record. Gene Ontology annotation, biological process: regulation of DNA-templated transcription; nervous system development. Gene Ontology annotation, molecular function: protein dimerization activity. The transcript has 2 exons.